Molecule: messenger RNA, 3015 nt
Organism: Trichoplax adhaerens
Lineage: Eukaryota; Metazoa; Placozoa; Uniplacotomia; Trichoplacea; Trichoplacidae
Exons: 11
Coding region: 1-3015 (1004 amino acids)
Biological process (GO): protein phosphorylation
Molecular function (GO): ATP binding; protein kinase activity
Source: RefSeq, a predicted model, not a curated record
AUGAAUAACACAGUUGAAUCACUUUUAGCUGAAAUUGAAGCAGUUACUGAAGUCGAUGAAGUUUUCGAUAUUGCCGAUCGAUUGGAAUUAGAUGUUGAUGGAGAUGAUUUCUCAUCAUUAAAGAUUCAAGUUAAGCAGCAUUUACUCCAACUGCUGUCCGAUACAGAUCAAACUACGUAUCUAGAAGAGGUUAAGAAGGUAAAUGCUGUAAGUGUUGAUGACAAUGAAGCUAGAAACACAUUAUCAAAACUUUACGCAAGUAUUAAAGCCCUAGCGGAGAAGUUUGAUAAAUCGUUUGCCGGUGGAAGCAACUAUCCUUGUAAGGAAUACGUGGAAGAUAUGCAAAGUGAUUAUUCCUUACUAUUGGAAGAAUUUAAAUAUCCAAUUCUUGUUACGGGUGAAACUAGCGCUGGGAAGUCUUCCUUACUAAACUAUCUACUUGGCGUUGAUUUAUUAUCGGUUCACACACUAAGUUGUACUAAUAGAAUAUGUGAAAUAACGUACGGAGAAGAGCCAAAAAUUAAAUUGGUAAAUGCCUACGAUGGCAAAGUGUUCUAUACUGAAAGUUGGACCGCAGACAAUAAGGACAUUGCUAUAAAAGAAAUUCAGUCUCUAAUAUCUGAAAGGGAAACUCUGCAAGGCUCUAAUAGUAAUCAUGAAAUGAAGUCAAGUGAAGACGCACCUUAUUCACUAGUUAGAAUAUAUUGGCCAUCUGAAUUUCUUGAGAGUGGCAUACUGGUCGUUGACAGUCCAGGAAUUGGUGAGAAGAAAGAAGUACCGCACGCCUUGAGAAGCUACAUUUUUAGAGCUGUUGCGUACAUCAUUGUCGUCAAUUCUGCCAAUGCUGGAGGAAUUCAGGCAGCUAGGCUUCAAAAAUUACUACAACAAAUAUCAGGUGUGCUAAGAAAUGAUGGGUAUUUAAAUUUUAAUCCUUCUAUGGCACUAUUUAUAUGUAAUAAAUGGGAUACUGUAGCCGUACCGGAAAGAGAGCUUGUAAAAACUGAUAGUAUCACCAAGUUGAAGCGGUGCUGGCCAGAAUUGUUGAUGGCUAGAGCCGCCAAUAAUAAUGCAUUGGUACCACCCGAAGUUGUGCAACUAUUCGAAAUGCUUCGUGAUUUGAUUCCUAUUAGUCGAAAACAGAAAUUAUCGAAAUCCUACAGCUUUAUGGCUGCUUUCGUUGAAGGUGUACAAGAAACAUGUCGAUGUUAUCUUCUGAGGGCAAAAUCAAUGGAGAGCGAACUAAAGGAAGAUAAAUCAAGAUUAAAACUAUUGGAAACAACAACGCAAAAGUGUAUGAAAGAAUUAGUUACGGAAAAAAAUGCAUUAAUAAACGCUCUCAUUGCAAAGUAUCGGAAAUUUGUUGAAAGUCUGAAUAAUGAAUCCAUAGUAAGUUGGUCGGAAAAUGACCUUUUAGAUGAAGAAUUUGAUGAAGAUAAUUUAAUGAAAUUACAAGAACAUGCCGUUCUUAAAGUUAGGCAACGCUUAAAUAAUCAUUUAGAACUUGUUGCACAAGAGAUACAUGAAGAUCUUCAGAUAGCAAAAGACUUAUUGUUAGAAAAAUUUACCACGAGACUUGAUGAAAUUUUUGAUCAGACUCAGUCAAAAUUAGUUGAAUCAGCUGAUAUCGAAAAUGAUACACAAACGAAUGACUUCUACUUAGAUCCAAGAACUGGGUAUUCGAAAUUCUCAGAAUUAUACGGAUUAUACGAUGUAUGGACUAAUAUGACCGCGGCAAGGAGGGCUGCAUUUAUCCUUACAAGUCCUGUAUGGGUGGCCCCAGCAUUCAUAGCUAGCCCUAUCUACUAUAUUACAAAGUUGGUGAAAACCCGAAAUCAACAAGAAGAGAUUCAGAAAUUUAAACAAAACAAACCUGAAGAAAUGAAAGCUAUCACGCUUCUAAUUCUUGACCAUAUCGGUUCAGAAAACUUUGCAAGAAAAUUUGUUGUUGAGAAAUUUGAUUCAUUAGCAACUUCUCUACUAAACAGUGUUAAAAGUACAAUACUAAAAUCUUUGCAAAGUAGAAUUGAUACCAUUAAAACGGCUUUAAAGGAUAAACGAUGCCCUAAAGAAAUCAACAAGCUUUAUAAACCGCUCAAAGAAGAUGCUCGAAAACUAUUAAUAAAUUUAAACAACUUUUACUUACAAGAAUUAAGUGAAUCAUCGAUUAAAUUCAAAGAUCUACAGGGAUUCAAUGAAGAAUCUACCCCACUGUCAUUAGGAUUAAAAGUAAAAUUAUAUCGGGCAACGCUGCACAAAAAUGAUGAAGAAAAGAACGUUAUUAUACAAGUCCCUGUUGACAAAUCUAUGCGUGAUAUGCAUGAAUUUGUCAGUAAUUGCCAGAUUAUCAGUACUCUGGAAUCGCAAAAUGUCUUGAAAUUUUUAAGUAUCUGCUAUACUCCACCACCAACAAUAACGGCAAUUGGAAUUUUCGAAAAUUGUAAUUCAACCCUUCGAGACUUGAUCUUAUACAAUGAAACAAUUGUUAGUGAAAGCGACUCAGAUACUAUUCGUUUCAGAAAGAUUUAUUCCAUGGUUAAUCAAAUUAUACAAGGCAUCGUAUAUUUACAUGCGAAAGAAUUGAUUCAUGCCCACUUAACGACUGAAAAUGUAUUGGUUUCGUUAGACAAAGAUCAGCACAAAUUAAAGCUGUGCCAUGCAACGAAACAAUGCACACUCUACGAAGACAUUGAUUUUGAAGAGUCAAUAAUCCCCUAUUUGGCCCCUGAAGUUUUAAAAAGCUAUUAUUAUAAAGAGGCUUCAGAUGUCUACAGCUUUGCAAUAUUGUUUUGGGAAGUUUGGUACUGGAAAUUGGUGACUAAUUUGUUUGACUGGAAUACUAAUACCUGCCAUAGUCAAAAAAUAAGCGAUCUGUUCAAAAUGCAUAAACUUACUCCUAAACCUCAUAGAAAUGUAGACGGAAUAUGUUUAGAUUCCUUGGCUAUUAAUCCCAAUGAAAGACCAGAUAUUAUUUCUUGGCAUGAUAUUUUAGAAGAUAUUACGAAGAAUCUUCAAUAA